GCUCUUCCCAUUGGAGUCGGGCUUUACUAGCUGUCCUAACUGGGCAUCUGCUGUUCCAGUGCGCUCUUCCGAGCCGUCUCACCCCAGAGGCAGACGCCUCUCAGCUCCGGGUGAGCAACCCCUGGGCAGUGUUGCUGUGUGGCUGUUCCCCAGCUGCCCCACCCCAGAAGCGUCUGCCUCUCAGCUCGGGGUCUGUCCCAGUCCGACACCCCAGCCAUGGGCAGAGCCCUGCUGCCACAGCAUGACGCCGGGGAAAGGGAGCUCCCAGUUCAGGGCCCCCUCUGGAGAGCAGGGGGUCCUGCCACACUGAGGGUCCUGAUCCUCACCCUGCUCUGGAGGGGGUCCCUCUCCCUGGAGUCUAGUUAUUCCCUCAAGGUGCCGCAGUCGGUGUCGGUGCAGGAAGGUCUCUGCGUUCUAGUCCCCUGCACCUUCACGUACCCAGCCUCGUUCGACACCGACAAUUCCUGGGCCCAGCUCUUCAGAAACUGGUACAAGGAUCAGGUUGUUGUGCACUGGGAUCUGCCUGUGGCCAGCAGUGACCCCAGCCAGGGGGUGUCGCAGGAGACCCAGGGCCGGUUCCAGCUGACGGGGGACCUGACACACGGAAACUGCUCCCUGCAAAUCAGUGAUGCCCAACGGAUGGAUGCAGGGAGAUAUUUCCUUAGAGUCGAGAAAGGAAACUUUAAAUACAGUUACCGCUCCAAUUACCAUUGCACUCACCCUACACUAGAGAUCUUGGUGCCAGAGCUGACGGAGGAGCCAGAGAUCCAGAUCACGCCGGCGUGGGGGCCACCAGGGAUGCUGCUGGCUGGGGAGCCGGUGACUGUGACCUGCACAGCUCCCGGGCGAUGCUCCGGGACCCCUCCCCGAGUCACGUGGAUAGGGCCAUUCAGUGACACAGCCCGGAAUGUCUCAGCUCCACUGGCGAACGGCACCUGGACCCACAGCUCCGCACUCAGCUUCACGCCUGCCCCGGGGGACCACGGCAAAGA
Chrysemys picta bellii (western painted turtle) is the source of this 992-nucleotide messenger RNA. The record is from RefSeq and is a predicted model, not a curated record. NCBI's taxonomy places the organism in Eukaryota, Metazoa, Chordata, Testudines, Emydidae.